ACUCUCUUUAUUCGUUAUCAUCUUCUACCCCGCAUCCUAUUUUUCAUGCCAUAUUGUUCUUGGGUAAUUUGGGAGCUGGGUUUUGCUGGAUAACUAGUGGGUAUUUAGGUGCUUUUGAGAGAUGAAGAUUCAGUGCAACGUGUGCGAGGCGGCGGAGGCCAACGUCCUCUGCUGCGCCGACGAGGCGGCGCUGUGUUGGAGUUGUGAUCAGAAAGUGCACGCCGCCAACAAGCUUGCUAGUAAGCACCAGAGGGUUCCGCUCUCUACCUCGUCUUCCCAGAUGCCCAAGUGUGAUAUUUGUCAGGAAACUGUCGGGUAUUUCUUUUGUCUGGAGGACCGAGCUUUACUCUGCAGAAAAUGUGAUGUUGCUAUACACACUGCUAAUUCCUUAGUAUCAGGGCAUCAGAGGUUUUUGCUGACCGGAGUUAAAGUGGGUCUUGAAGCUACUGAAAAAGGUUCACAAUCAUCUUCUGGGAAGACGCAUACUACUGAGAAUAUCUCAGAACUAGAGCCUCGUUCUCUUCCAAAGAAGACCAACACACCUGUAUCAUCAUCUAGUCAAUACAGUAAAAGUUUACCUGUCCAAGCUAGUAUAGAUGGUGAGUUUUCAAUGUCAAAAUCUCCGCUUGCUGGAGGUUCCUACACCGGAAAUAUUUCCCAGUGGCAGUUGGAUGAAUUUAUUGGACUUGGUGAUUUUACUCAGAAUUAUAAUUUCAUGGACAAUGGGUCAUCUAAGGCGGAUAGUGGGAAGCUCGGAGGUUCAGAAGACUCCCAGAAUCUAAUAGCUGCCGAUGGGGAGUUAGAGGUCGAUGAGUGUAUGGGUCAGGUGCCAGAUACAUUUUGGGCAGUGCCACAGAUUCCAUCUCCACCUACAGCAUCUGGACUUUACUGGCCUAAAAACUACCAGAAUCUAUCCGACUCUACUGCGUUUGUACCCGAUGUAAGUUCCUUACCGUUACAGACCUUCCACCACUACAAUCAACCACAUGUUAUCAGCUCGAAGCGGAGAAGGCAUUCUUGACAUAUCGUCUGAGACUGAGAAGCUGUCUAGGAGUUGCAGUUGUUUAGGGUUCAUCUUCCUCGAGUUUGAUUUAUUAGCUAGGUCAGUUGUGGUUGGAUAAUUACUUUCAUAUAUAUUCGGCGCAAUGCUUGUCACUUGAAUAUGUACCGUAAGGUGUGGGGAAGUUCCAUGUACUUUAUAAGAAAAGGGGGGAAGAAUUGAGCGUUGUAUGGCAAAGAUCAGUUUCCAACUGUUUUGGAAUAGGAAAGGAAGGCACAUUGAAGGGCAUGUGCAGUGGGGACAUGUUAGAUUCCCAACUUGCUUAUCUAUGCUUGUUAUGAAAAAACUAGUGAAAGCCCUUCUAAGAUAUCAGUUCAAAUACUUUUUGGCAGUUUCUUGCCUGCUGAAUGUAUCAAUUUUAAGAUCUUCAUGAUUGUAA
Sesamum indicum (sesame) is the source of this 1439-nucleotide messenger RNA. Its product is annotated as B-box zinc finger protein 22. The record is from RefSeq and is a predicted model, not a curated record. Gene Ontology annotation, molecular function: zinc ion binding. Gene Ontology annotation, cellular component: nucleus. Lineage: Eukaryota; Viridiplantae; Streptophyta; Magnoliopsida; Lamiales; Pedaliaceae. Gene Ontology annotation, biological process: photomorphogenesis; regulation of DNA-templated transcription.